Molecule: messenger RNA, 2724 nt
Organism: Xyrichtys novacula (pearly razorfish)
Lineage: Eukaryota; Metazoa; Chordata; Actinopteri; Labriformes; Labridae
Source: the annotation of a GenBank genome assembly
AUGAAGGCUUAUGCUGAUUCCGACCUCUCGGUAUCUGAGACAUCAGUUAAAAUAAACCAGAGGGUCUGGGUGGAGUUGAAGACCACAGGACUGGAUGAAAGGUUGGUCGCCAUGGUGAUUGACUCCUGCUGGGCAACCAAAGAAGUCAAGCCAGAUUCGAGUCCGCAAUACCACCUGAUCACCAAAAGGUAAGGCAGGUGCAGAGGGAGAGUUGCGGCUCCACAGACAGUUUGUAAAAGGGUUUCUGGGUCUCUGAUGAGAUUUUUUUUUUUCUUUGAGAGCAGCUGUGCCAAAGACAAGACGGUGGUAAUGGACAAAAACGGCAAAGGAACAUCCAACUCCUUCUCCUUCACCACCUUCCAGUUCUCCAAAAGCACCGGCGACGUCUACCUGCACUGCCAGGUCAAGCUGUGCGGUUUAAAGAAGGGCAAGAACUGUGUACCGGUACUCCUUCAGACACACACACACCUUAACACACCCCAAGGUCAGGGGUCCUUCAUUUACACCUGUAGGGAGAUGAAAGUAACAAACAGUGAAGGGCACGAUCAACAAGGUGACCUAGAGUUAUGAGAAUUAUGUGAAUAGUUGGGUAAUUAAAGUCAUCUGUCACUGGGACAAAGUACCCCUGUGUUAGGCCAGCUAUCUACCAGAGGAGUUGGGGAAGAUUUGGAAAGACUCCUGGAAAACUAUUAACUCACACCUGCUCUCAUCCAAAGACAAGUGUUUAGAGUUUUUGGUCACAGCCUACCCAAUAGACGGCUAUUAGACGUCUAGUUUUUUUAGACCCAAUUUCAACUGUCUAGAUUCUGUCAUUUUUAGACCUGUGGUAGCCUGAUUUUAGACCACUUGUCUAGGCUACCUUUACAUCUAUUAGACCUCUUUUAGACCAAAAAAUGCUCAGUGGGUAGUUCCAGACUGAAAAUAUACAAAGACUGUGAAUCUUGCAGGGUCACUAUGUAAAGACUACAACUAGAUUCUUUUAGCAUUUUUCGAGAGUUCAGUGUUUCCCACUGGUGGGGAAUCUAUCUGUGGUGGUGUAUGAUUUUGGGGUGGGUGGGUGGGGGGAUUCAUUAAUCAGCUGUGUGUUUGCGUAGGACAUUGUGAUACUCCCUAAUACUAAUACUCAGCGAACCCUACAGUGCAGCCCGUGUGCACUGCAUUUAAUACAUACUGAGUCCAAAGUGGUGUGUAAAAAAAAACUUUAUUGUUGAGGUGGUGCGGCUUUUAUUUAGCUGUGGAGGUGUGCCAUUACAUGUGGGUAAACCCUGCAUUUGAUGUCAAACAGACUAGGUUGAUCUGCCCACAGCUCCACUAUCUGCUCCUUUUUUAUUUUGUUCUUCUUGUUUUGACUGUCAGGUUUCCUUUUCUGCUUUUUUAGGAGCUCAUCUAUUUGUUGUUGGUUUUGUUCAGUCACAGACUGUCACCAAAAAGAGGCCCUGGCAAUUUUGAAAGAGAAAGGCCACAUUUGUCUUCUCAGGUUGUGCGAACAAUGAAGAAACAACACUACACAUGAACAUUACACUGCCACAGAACAUGAUGUAGCUUAAACAGAACAUGAAAAAUAAAUGGUAUAACUUUUUAGUUACAGUAGCAGGUUGCGCAAUGAUUUGCCUUUCCCUUCUACUCUAUCAAUCACAUCAUCCAAGUCCAGUAAUUAUAUUCAUCCUGGAUCACCUCUGUCACUGGAGCAGCUGUUUCUCUGCUUGUAGUUGCAAUACCAGGUGCAGGUGUGAUGGCAGUAUCCAUUUCUUGGGAGUACAAAAAUAUCCUGAUAAAUAAAUAUCUAUAUACGUGUAGUACGGGCCUAAGCUGCUGAGGAGAGUGGUGGCUGAUGAGCUGAUGACAGACAGGUGUGUAGAUGGUACAGGUGUGGUAAUUGGAGGAGACAGCCAGCCCGCAAUGACAAGGACAGGGGCAAACAAGCAGACAAUGCAAAUCUAGAAAAGGGGGGAGGGGCAACAUAGGAGAAACAAGGAGAAGAUCCUAACAUUUUAUAAUGAGAUGAGUUAAGUUGUUAUGUUGUUUGACAAAAAGAAACUUAUUUUUUAAUGAUAUAUAUUUAAAAGGAAAAAACAACUUAUUUUUCCAUUAAAAAAACUGAUUCUCCAAACGUACUGACUUCAUCACGUAACAACUUUAUUCCUCUUCCAAUCUCUUUCCUCAAAUUCAAGUCUCUUGUACCGUAACUCAUCUUUUUUCGUAUUAAUUAGGACUUUACUCUGGUGACAUGAAGACCUUAUUUUUAAAAUGAUUAUCACUUUUGUAAUAUUCAUAACAAAAAAAAUAUGAAGUUUUUGAUAUAAUAAUAAAAUUCUCAUGACAUAAAAACUUUGGUCAUAUAUUAACAACAUUAAUCCAGAAAACUAAACCUUUUUCUUUCUAAUGAGGCCCUUAAUACAAUUUUUAAAAAACAAAUUAAAAUAGAAACAACAAAGAAAUAAAAGUCUGAUUUUGUUAAAGUGGUAAAACCAAAUGAAAAAGCCGGUGAGAUGAUCAGUACAUUUUUCAGCAGGUUGUUGUGGCUUGUUGCUCUCUUUGUAGCUGUUGGGUUUUACAGGCUGGUACUUCAGCUGGGGUGGGGGUCCUGCCUUCAUAACUCUGGACACUGUGUUCCUGUUUUUUACCCCCCAGGACUGUACCAAGAGCGGACGAAGACGCCGAUCUCCCAACUUCCUGUUUGAAGAUGGAGCCCCGGCCUUAGUCACCAUGGCCUGGACUAGUUAG